UAGCUCCUCUAUAAGUAAGCUAUGGAAUUUGUCAGUGACAGAGAACAAUUAUUGGAAAAGGCUUUAACUGAGAUGAAGAAGUUUGUGUUUUUUUGUUUGCUGCUAAUACAAGUUUCGGUUUCUGAAAUCAUUUUUGAAGAACGCUUCGAUGAUGGAUGGCAAAGUCGCUGGGUUAAAUCAGACUGGAAAAAGAGCGAAGGAAAAGCAGGUUCAUUCAAGCACACGGCAGGAAAAUGGGCUGGAGAUCCGGAUGACAAAGGUAUUCAAACAUCUAGUGAUGCCAAACACUUUGCCAUUUCUGCAAAGAUACCAGAAUUCAGCAACAAGAACAGAACAUUGGUCGUCCAGUAUUCUAUAAAAUUUGAGCAAGAUAUUGAGUGUGGUGGAGGUUACAUGAAGCUCCUAUCUGGAUUUGUUAAUCAGAAGAAGUUUGGUGGGGAUACUCCUUAUAGUUUAAUGUUUGGACCAGAUUUAUGUGGCACGGAUACAAAGAAGCUCCAUGUCAUACUCUCCUACCAGGGUCAAAAUUACCCUAUAAAGAAGGACCUACAGUGUGAAACUGACAAGUUAACUCAUUUCUACACAUUCAUUCUCAGGCCAGAUGCCUCAUACAGUCUCCUGGUUGAUAAUAGAGAGAGAGAUUCAGGAAGCAUGUAUACAGAUUGGGAUAUUCUUCCUCCACGAAAAAUCAAAGAUGUCAAGGCAAAAAAGCCUGCAGACUGGGAUGAAAGAGAAUACAUUGAUGACCCUAAUGGUAUCAAACCUGAGGGAUAUGAUUCAAUCCCAGCAGAAAUUCCUGAUCCAAAUGCCAAAGAGCCUGAUAACUGGGAUGAAGAGGAAGAUGGUAUAUGGAAACCACCAAAGGUGCCAAAUCCAGCAUACAAAGGACCAUGGAAACGAAAGAAAAUCAAGAACCCUAACUACAAAGGGAAAUGGAAAACUCCAUGGAUAGAUAAUCCAGAGUUUGAAGAUGACCCUGAUCUUUAUGUGCUUAAGCCUAUCAAGUAUGUGGGUAUCGAAGUUUGGCAGGUUAAAGGAGGCUCAGUUUAUGACAAUGUUUUGAUUUGUGAUGAUCCUGAUUAUGCAAAACAAGUUGUUGAUGAAGUGUUUGCCAACAGGGAGCUUGAAAAGGAGGCUUUGGAGGAAGCAGAGAAAGUGAAAAAAGCCAAAGAGGAGGAGGAGGCUCAAAGAGCAAGAGAAGAAGGUGAAAGGAGGAGAAGAGAGAGAGGUCAUGAUCGACGACACCGGGACAGAUAUAGAAAGCGUCGCCGUGAUUACAUGGAUGAUUAUCAUGAUGAGCUCUGAUGGAAUGAAACGUCCUUCUUUACUAUCUGGUUGACAGGAAUUUCUGGAUUGUUAUGAAUUUUAAUUACGUUGACAUUAGUGUUGUAUUCCAUCUCGUGUUAAUUUGUAGGGGAAACUUUUUCAAUAAUAAAUAUCUUUUUUGUCGGUU
This is a messenger RNA of Gastrolobium bilobum, 1453 nucleotides long. Its product is annotated as calreticulin-3-like. Gene Ontology annotation, biological process: protein folding. The coding region runs from base 22 to 1305 and encodes 427 amino acids. Gene Ontology annotation, molecular function: calcium ion binding. Gene Ontology annotation, cellular component: endoplasmic reticulum membrane; endoplasmic reticulum. The transcript is spliced from 14 exons. The record is from RefSeq and is a predicted model, not a curated record. NCBI's taxonomy places the organism in Eukaryota, Viridiplantae, Streptophyta, Magnoliopsida, Fabales, Fabaceae.